UGAUUCUCUUCACGUGAAAGGCGGUUUUUCUUGUUCUCCUCUCCUACAUUUAUCUUGUUCUCCUCCUCCCUCCCGGGCCACUUAGGGUUUUAAUUUAAUAAUAAAAAAAAAAACUUUGCUGAUCCUUCGUUAUCACUCCCUCUAUCUCACUCAAUGGAUUUCAUCAUUUUCUAACAAAUUCACAUUCUGUUCUGAUCAGCACCAAAUUGAUUUUCAUUUUCGUUCGUAGUUUUUUUGAAUUGAUUGGGUAAUUUCCGCUCCAUUUAUUCAUCUUCGUUUCUUCAUGAAAAGAGUGGAUUCUGAUUGAUUUUGUUUGUCUUCGGAUGGGUGAGAAUAGGAGAUACAUUCUCAAUCAACAUUUAGAUAUUGGCAGAAGCAAAACUGCGUUGGCUACGACCAAAUGAAGUUUGUGAAAUUCUUCGCAACUAUCAAAGGUUUAUUAUAACGCCGGAUCCACCUUACAAGCCCUCAGGUGGUUCUUUGUUCUUGUUUGAUAGAAAAGUGCUUCGGUAUUUUCGUAAGGAUGGUCAUAAUUGGAGGAAGAAGAAAGAUGGCAAGACUGUACGAGAAGCUCAUGAAAAACUAAAGUGGAUUUGGUUUUACAUCGAAAGCCCCUCAUUUAUAUGGCCCUUGUACUUUAAAGGCUGGCAGCGUGGAUGUUCUUCAUUGUUAUUAUGCCCAUGGUGAGGACAAUGAGAACUUUCAAAGACGGUGUUAUUGGAUGCUUGACACGCAGUUGGAGCACAUUGUUCUUGUGCAUUAUAGAGAAAUAAAAGAGGGGAACAGGUCCGGAAUCUCCCAUUUGGUAAAUGCAGAUUUAGGGGCACCUGCUGGAACUGCUCGUGCUUAUCCUGCACCUUCUGCACAAGUGGACUCGACUGGUCGUACAAUCCAGGCUUCUUAUGCUUCUAGUCCAAGUACAGCCGAAUGGAAUGGACAGACACGAUCUUCUGAAUUCGAGGAUGUGGAUUCCUGGACUGAUCAGGAAACCCCUUCGUCUUCAAGGGCCAUGUCCUGUUCCAGAUCUCAGAAUUCUUCUUUACAUUCUUCUGAUAUUGCAGGAUUCCCAGUGGUGUCAAGGAGCUCUCACGGUGCAGGGUUUCGUGGAGGUAUUUUUGAUCAUGAUAAUUCUCAUUCCUUGUGUCCUGAAGCUCACUGCUCCAUUAGAAACAUUAGUUGCAUGCCCGACGAGAGGAUUCCUUUCAACCAGCCUGAAAGAACUGAAGCUGUGAGUAGACUGACAGCGGCAGCAUUGGAAACAUGUAGUCUUGUCAAAGAUGAGCUUGGGGAUGCAAAUAUGGUGCUUCCUGACACACACUUUCAUACAUUAAGGAGAGGCUCGGAAACACCAGUUCAGGAAUGUCCGAGUAAUAAGGAUGGUCAAACACGCUAUUUGAUCUCAAAUAACUUGGCCGUUGGGGGAGCAGCAGCCCAUAUAUUUCAGUUCUCACAAGACCACAAUUUCCAGUUAUUACAUCCCCACUUUCAGAAUAAACCCGGAGCACCUAUGCUGGACAAUGAUAAUGACAUACCCCUUGUUGAAAAGGCAACUUUAGAAAAUGAAUCACAUAAAAAUGGUGAAGCAAGAGAGCUAAAGAAGCUUGACAGCUUCGGAAGAUGGAUGAAUGAGGAAAUAGGUGUAGACUGUGAAGACUCCUUGAUGGCUUCGGACUCUGGCAAUUACUGGAAUACACUUGAUACUCAGAAAGACGACAAGGAAGUUUCCAGUCUAUCACGACAUAUGCAGUUGGAUAUUGAUUCACUGAGUCCUUCUCUUUCCCAUGAUCAACUUUUCAGUAUUCGUGAUUUCUCACCAGAUUGGGCUUACUCUGGGGUUGAAACAAAGGUAUUAAUAACUGGUUCAUUUCUAAGAGAUCAAAAACAUCUUAGUAGCAAAAAGUGGUGCUGCAUGUUCGGUGAAGUUGAGGUUCCUGCUGAAAUUUUAACUGAUACUGUACUUCGAUGCCAAGCCCCUGUACAUUCUCUAGGACGUGUUCCAUUCUACAUCACGUGUAGUAACAGGUUGGCAUGCAGCGAGGUGCGGGAGUUUAAGUAUCGCGAAAAUGCAUCCGAGCCAAGUCCACUAGCUGUUAAAAUUGAAGGGGAAGAGGAAGCAGCUAUCCAAGUACGCAUGGCAAAGAUGCUGUAUCUUGGGUUAGACAGGGAACUGUUGAAUUGCUCUGUUCAGAACUGUGACAAAUGUGCCCUCAGGAAUGUUUUUUCUUCUUUUGGAAGUGAUGAAGAAAAAGAGUGGGGGGAAAUUGAGGAAGCUUCAGUUUCUGGAAACCAUAAAAAUCCUAAAGAUGCACUGAUUGAAAAAUUGUUGAAGGAUAGAUUGUAUGAGUGGCUUGUCAGUAAGAUUCAUGAAGGGGGCAGAGGAGCCAAUGUGUGGGAUGCUAAAGGCCAGGGAGUUAUCCACUUGGCAGCAUCUUUAGGUUACGGAUGGGCAAUGGCUGCCAUAGUUGCGGCUCGAGUCAGUCCCAACUUUAGAGAUGCUCAAGGAAGAACGGGACUUCACUGGGCUGCGCAUUAUGGGAGAGAGGAAACAGUUGUUGCCCUUGUGAAACUGGGUGCAGCCCCUGGUGCAGUGGAGGAUCCAACAUCAAAAUUUCCUGGAGGACGAACUGCUGCUGAUUUAGCAUCUAGUAGAGGGCAUAAAGGGAUUGCUGGGUAUUUAGCUGAGGCGGAUUUGACUAGUCAUCUCUCUUUAAUGACUAUCAAGGAAAGUGUCAUUGACAGUGUUGCUGCAUCAAUUGCUGCUGAAAAGGCUAUCGAGACUGUAGAGGAGCAGAGCAUUGCUCCAGAUCAGAGCAAAGAGGGUCUGUUCUCUAUGAAGAGUUCCCGAGAGGCUGUUAAGAAAUCUGCCCAAGCUGCUGAUUUAAUCAAAGCCGCUUUUGCUCGUUCUUUCCAUCACAAAAAGGAGUUUGUGAAGAUCAAGGAUGAAAUAUCUGAAAUUCCAGCCGACAUAGUUACCGUGGCCUCUUUUACUAACAAGGUCUCGAGUAUGAAUCACUUCACUGAUUAUCUGCAUUCUGCAUCUGCUGCUUUAAAAAUUCAGCACAAAUAUCGUGGUUGGAAGGCACGGAAGGAUUUCUUAAAAAUACGCAACCGCAUCGUAAAAAUUCAGGCAGUUGUUAGGGGACAUCAAGCUCGGACAUAUUAUAAAAAGGUACUCUGGUCUGUUGGUAUUGUUGAGAAGGUUAUAUUACGUUGGAGGCGCAAAGGACCUGGGUUGCGAGGGUUUUGUGCUGAUAAAUCAAUUGGAAACACCCUACCUGUACCUGACAAUGAAAAGAUUGAUGAGUAUGAUUUUUUGAGGGAAGGUCGGAAACAGAAAGUUGCUGGUGUAGAGAAAGCUCUAGCAAGGGUUCAAUCCAUGGCUCGUUACCCAGAAUCUCGUGAUCAGUACAUGCGAUUGAAAAGUUCAGAAAAAGGUAUAGAGAAUGAAAAUAUUACUGCAGUUACUAACCAUGACUGAUUAACGCUUCUAAUAUGUUCCAUUUAUUUUGAAAAAAAGAAUGCAAAAUGUAUAUGUUUCUAAUUUUGGAGUAGGUUGUUUUCCACGUGAAAGCUACAAGUUGUAGCUGGAAUGUGGUCUUAGGAAGUCUAUGCGGAUCUAAUGAUAGGACCGCUGUCUGGUCGUUGCAAUUGUCAUGAAAAUUAAAUGCAAAACUAGCAAAAUCGUCUGGUGAUGAGGUUAUAACUAACUUGUAAAUGUUCACAUCCUCGGCCCAAAUCAGUGCACGUUGCAUUUAUUUUCUUUUC
Molecule: messenger RNA, 3765 nt
Organism: Papaver somniferum (opium poppy)
Lineage: Eukaryota; Viridiplantae; Streptophyta; Magnoliopsida; Ranunculales; Papaveraceae
Product: calmodulin-binding transcription activator 2-like
Exons: 12
Coding region: 722-3478 (918 amino acids)
Biological process (GO): regulation of transcription by RNA polymerase II
Cellular component (GO): nucleus
Molecular function (GO): protein binding; double-stranded DNA binding; transcription coregulator activity
Source: RefSeq, a predicted model, not a curated record